Dicrocoelium dendriticum is the source of this 552-nucleotide messenger RNA. NCBI's taxonomy places the organism in Eukaryota, Metazoa, Platyhelminthes, Trematoda, Plagiorchiida, Dicrocoeliidae. The record is from the annotation of a GenBank genome assembly.
CUUCGAUUUUCAGCCCAUCUCGCUUUCUUUUAGGUGUUUGCACUCGCGAACCGCCCCUCUAUCUGAUCACAGAGUAUAUGGUCAAUGGCAACUUGCUCAAUUAUCUACGAGGACGCAGUCCCGGUGAUCUGACUCCGCCAGUGUUGCUCUACAUGGCUGUCCAAAUCGCCGCAGGCAUGUCCUAUUUGGAAGCGAACAAUUUCAUCCACAGAGACUUGGCGGCGCGCAACUGCCUGGUCGGCGAGUGCAGUCUGAUCAAAGUGGCCGAUUUCGGACUGGCUCGCUACGUACAACGCCAAGACACUUACACCGCUCGGAACGGUGCAAAGUUUCCCAUCAAGUGGACUGCUCCCGAGGGCCUCGCCUACUAUGUAUUCUCAUCCAAAUCGGACGUUUGGGCCUUCGGUGUCGUAUUGUGGGAACUGGCUACUUACGGCCUCUCACCAUAUCCUGGAGUGGAGCUACACGAUGUAUACCACAUUUUGGAGAAGGGUUACCGCAUGGAACGACCUCAUGGAUGUCCAGAGGCCGUGUACUCUAUCAUGUUACGUU